AUGCAGCAGCACCCCAGCUGCAUCCCCCGUAUCCUGCACGGGCGCUCAGCAUCAUCAUCAGCAUCAUCAUCGUCUUCCUCGAGCGAGUUCGCUGUUGAUCAUUUGGUCAUCGGUGGUGGCGUUGUCGGGCUUGCUGUUGCUGCCCGGCUCGCCGAAUCGCAUCCGAAUGCCUCCACGCUGUUGCUCGAGCGGCAUCCUCAGUUUGGCAUGGAGACAUCGUCCCGUAAUUCCGAGGUGAUCCAUGCAGGCAUAUACUAUCCCAAUGACUCGCUCAAGACCAAACUGUGUGUGCAGGGCAACCACUUGCUCUACCGGUAUUGCAAAAGCAAGAAUGUGCCCUUUUCGCGGAUCGGCAAAUGGAUCGUUGCUGUCAGUGCCGAUGAGGCAGAUUACCUGUCGACUCUGCAGCAAAAGUUUGAUAAGAUCAAGCAUCCGGAGCAAGAGCAGCUGCGGUUCUUGUCCGCCAGCGAGCGGGAGCUCGAGCCCAACGUCAAGUCGACCGAGGUUCUAUUGAGUUCCUCGACGGGCAUCAUCGACUCGCAUGCGCUGAUGGGCGCUUUGGAGUCGGAUUUUCUGUCAACCGGAGGCAUGGUCGCAUAUCGCUCCAACGUCGUCGGAAUCGAGUAUUCCCGCAGCUCGGCCUCAUACAGAAUCCAGCUCGAGGGCUCUGACGAAGCCAUCGAGGCCCGAUGCGUGGUGAAUGCAGCGGGCCUGUCGAGCGACCGAAUUGCAGGGCUGCUGCUGGACCCACUGCCACCCGACUAUACCCUGCACUACUGCAAGGGACGAUACUUUUGUCUGCGAGGGAACCAACCACUUGUCUCUCGGUUGAUCUAUCCCGUGCCCGAGAAGAACUUGGUUGGGCUUGGUGUCCACUGCACUCUCGACCUGGCUGGUAAACUCAAGUUCGGGCCCGACACCAAGUAUGUGACGGAUGCGGCCAACCUGAGUGUCGAUGAUAUCACCGAAGACGAGCUGGACCAGGCCUGCAGAGCCAUCCAGCGCUAUCUGCGUGGGAUCCGGCGAGAGGACCUCUGCAUGGACUACGCUGGCAUGAGACCCAAGCUCUCUGGACCCUCCGGCUCCUUUCGCGACUUUGUCGUCGCAGAAGAGUCUGGUCGAGGAUUCCCUGGAUUUGUCAACCUCAUUGGCAUCGAGUCACCGGGGCUGACGAGCUCGCUGGCCAUCGCGGAUAGAGUCGAGGCGCUGCUCCAUCAUCCAGCGACACUCUAG
Molecule: messenger RNA, 1233 nt
Organism: Polychytrium aggregatum
Lineage: Eukaryota; Fungi; Chytridiomycota; Chytridiomycetes; Polychytriales
Product: FAD dependent oxidoreductase
Exons: 4
Coding region: 1-1233 (410 amino acids)
Cellular component (GO): mitochondrion
Molecular function (GO): (S)-2-hydroxyglutarate dehydrogenase activity; (S)-2-hydroxy-acid oxidase activity
Source: RefSeq, a predicted model, not a curated record